Gossypium raimondii (Peruvian cotton) is the source of this 1106-nucleotide messenger RNA. RefSeq names its product probable WRKY transcription factor 70. Gene Ontology annotation, molecular function: sequence-specific DNA binding; DNA-binding transcription factor activity. NCBI's taxonomy places the organism in Eukaryota, Viridiplantae, Streptophyta, Magnoliopsida, Malvales, Malvaceae. The transcript has 3 exons. The coding region runs from base 67 to 975 and encodes 302 amino acids. The record is from RefSeq and is a predicted model, not a curated record. Gene Ontology annotation, biological process: regulation of DNA-templated transcription.
UACUAAGUAAAGCACUAAAAGAAAGAAGAGGUUUAGCCUUCUAUUUGUUUUUUGCUUGUAAUAGUUAUGGGUACUCUUUCUCCUUGGCCUGAAACGCUGUCAAAUAGCAAGAAAAGGGUUAUACAACAACUGGUUCAUGGGCAAGAGUGUGCUACUCAGCUUCAGAUUCUUUUCCAUAAUCCCUCUGAAGAAGGUGGGCGUUUGUCAGCUGAGGAAGUACUUGUGCAGAACAUCUUGACAUCUUUCAAUCACACACUUUCUGCUCUGAGUUGCAUCGACUCUUCUGAGGUUUCUCAGAACCAGACAACUUGUAAUGAUGAUUCCCCAUGGUGUGAAGAUCGGAGAUCCGAGGGUUGUAGUGAGAGCAGCAAGAGACCUGGCUCUAAGGAUAAGAGGGGCUGUUACAAGAGAAAGAGGGAUGCUGAGGCAUGGACAGUUGUUUCGGCUACAAUGGAAGAUGGUCAAGCCUGGAGAAAGUAUGGGCAAAAGAAGAUCCUCAAUUCUAUACACCCAAGGAGUUACUUCAGGUGCACUCGCAAGUAUGAACAAGGUUGUAGAGCCAUGAAACAAGUCCAAAGAAUGGAAGAUGAUCCCCAAAUGUAUGAGAUCACUUAUAUUGGCACCCACACCUGUACGGAUUCAUUCAGGGCUCCCCAAAUCAUCCCAGACUCUGAAUCUUGGGAAUCUCAAAUGGGAUCCCAUUCCCAAAUCCCAACCAAGCAUCAUCAUUUGAACCCAGCUGCAUUUCCAUCCGUAAAGCAGGAGGCCAAGGAAGCAGCAGCAAGUGAUGUUACAGACAUGGAUUGCAUGGUGUGGAAAGAGAUAAUGGGUGGUGGUGGUGGUUUUGAAUACUCAUCGGAGCAUGGGAUGGGGUGUGAUUAUGGGGAUUGUCGAGCUUUCCAAUAUGAGUUUCUGAAGCCUGCAGAGAUUGAACAUGAUUAUCAUUUUGAUGAAAGUGAGUGUCUGAUAGUGUAGCUUCUUGUCAACUCAAGGACUCUGCCCACCGCAAUGUUUUCGUAUUCCAUUUUAAACAGUAGCUAGAUUUUAUACCCGGCUAUGCCGGUGAUUUCAAGAAUUAAUAAUAAAUAAUGACAUUCCAUUAAUAA